This is a messenger RNA of Micropterus salmoides (largemouth bass), 10062 nucleotides long. It is a transcript of the gene dot1l, whose product is annotated as DOT1-like histone H3K79 methyltransferase. Gene Ontology annotation, biological process: DNA repair; DNA damage checkpoint signaling; regulation of transcription regulatory region DNA binding. The transcript has 28 exons. Gene Ontology annotation, cellular component: nucleus. Gene Ontology annotation, molecular function: histone H3K79 methyltransferase activity. NCBI's taxonomy places the organism in Eukaryota, Metazoa, Chordata, Actinopteri, Centrarchiformes, Centrarchidae. The coding region runs from base 387 to 5321 and encodes 1644 amino acids. The record is from RefSeq and is a predicted model, not a curated record.
UCGUGCUCGGUGUUGCUGGCCCACGUACAUCACGGUCCCCUCGGUGACGUCUGUGUCCCCUCUGCUACCAGUGGCCCCAUGCCAUAUAUAUUCAUGCCGGGCAAGAUGGCGGCGAUACGGACGAUGUGUUAUUGCCAGUGGACAUAAACAGGCAUUUUAUUCAAAAUAGAAAACCGAAGCAGAUACAUUUAUACACUCGGUCGUAUCGUGUGUGUAUUUGCCGCGCAACGAGCACUGACGUAUUUUUUUACUUAACGCGUUUAAACGUUUUUUUUCUUCCAAAAUGUUCACGUUGUAGCUCGCUCGCUAACCGACCAGCUGGCUAACAGAGAGCAGUCACUAGCUAGCUAGGUAUCUAUCACAGCCAAGCCGCCGUGAAGUGUAGAAUGGGAGAAAAGCUGGAGCUCAAGCUCAAAUCGCCGGUUGGAGCAGAACCUGCUGGGUAUCCGUGGCCACUACCAGUAUACGAUAAACAUCACGAUGCUGCUCAUGAAAUCAUCGAGACCAUUCGGUGGGUGUGUGAGGAGAUCCCAGACCUCAAACUGGCAAUGGAGAACUACGUACUCAUCGACUACGACACCAAGAGCUUCGAGAGUAUGCAGAGACUUUGUGACAAGUACAACAGGGCCAUCGACAGCAUUCACCAGCUGUGGAAAGGGACCACCCAGCCCAUGAAGCUGAACAAGCGCCCCUCCAAUGGGCUGCUGAGACACAUCCUACAGCAGGUGUACAACCACUCGGUGACCGACCCGGAGAAGCUGAACAACUACGAGCCCUUCUCCCCUGAGGUGUACGGAGAGACCUCUUUCGACCUUGUGUCUCAGAUCAUCGACGAGAUGGAAAUGAUGGAAGAUGACACCUUUGUUGACCUCGGCAGUGGAGUGGGGCAGGUAGUGCUGCAGGUUGCAGCAGCAACCAACUGUAAACACUACUACGGUGUAGAGAAAGCAGACAUUCCAGCUACCUAUGCAGAGACCAUGGAUAAAGAGUUUAAAAAGUGGAUGAAAUGGUAUGGGAAGAAACACGGGGAGUACACACUGGAAAGAGGGGACUUUCUGUCAGAAGAAUGGAAGGAAAGGAUCGCCAACACAAGUAUUAUUUUUGUGAAUAACUUUGCCUUUGGUCCAGAGGUAGAUCACCAGCUGAAGGAGCGCUUUGCUAACAUGAAGGAAGGUGGAAAAAUUGUAUCUUCCAAACCUUUUGCACCUUUAAAUUUUAGAAUAAACAGUCGAAACUUGAGUGAUAUUGGCACAAUAAUGCGUGUGGUGGAGCUUUCUCCACUCAGGGGCUCCGUGUCCUGGACUGGAAAGCCAGUUUCCUACUACUUGCAUACCAUAGACCGUACCAUACUUGAAAACUAUUUUGCUAGUCUCAAAAAUCCUAAACUCAGGGAGGAACAAGAGGCAGCUAGGCGACGUCAGCAGAAGGAUACGAAGGACAGUAAAAGCAAUAGCACCACGCCCACAAAACCUAAAGAACAAAACAAGGUAGCAUGUGCACGGAUUUACAAGACUUUAUGUGGGAAGCAAUUCCUUGGACCAUUUAGCUGGCAGGACUCCUGUGGUGAGGAGGAGCGUCCUAGCUUGGUGACAGUGGUCAAGCCCCCAGCCAAACCCCGACGAACCCGACUCUUGUCCAAGGGUCGCAAGUUGAACAACAAGAAACGUGGUCGACCCAAGAAAGCCGCCCCGGCUGCUGAGAAGAAAAACAAGAAGAAUCAGAGCGCUUUGGAUUUGCUGCACGCCAAGACCCUUUCUGCGGCUCCCCCUCAGGAUGUGUACCGGCCACCUCAGACUCCCUUCUACCACCUACCUCCCAAGGUCCAGCACUAUCCCUCUAGUCAACUGCUGCUGAGCCCGACUCCUCCUGGUCUGCAACAACUGUUAGAUAACAUCAAAGUUCAAUACCUCCAGUUUAUGGCCCACAUGAAGACUCCUCAGUACCGCUCCAACCUGCAGCAGCUUUUAGAGCAGGAGAAGCAAAAACACAGGGACCUGUCCGGGCAGGCAGAGCAGCUCCACUCUGUUUGUCAGUCUCACAAGGACAUGAUCAAAGGUCUCUUUCAGACCAAACUAGAUGAGUUGGGAGUGAAGGCACUGACUGUGGAGGACCUGCUGCAGGCCCAGAAGGAGAUAUCAGCCCACAAUCGCCAGCUGAAAGAGCAGACUAAGCAGCUUGAGAGAGACAUGGCUUUGCUGAGAGACCACAGCCUGCUACUGCUGAAGUCUCGAUGCGAGGAGCUAAAGCUAGAUUGGGGCUCUUUGUGUCUGGAGAGUUUGCUGAAGGAGAAGCAGGCGCUACGCAGACAAAUCUCUGAGAAACAGAGACACUGCUUGGAGCUGCAGAUCAGCAUCGUGGAGCUGGAGAAAAGUCAAAGGCAGCAGGAGCUGCUUCAGCUCAAAUCCUACAGCCCCUGUGAGGGCUCCCCAUACAGAAAGAGUCUGGAAUCGCGCUCUUCCACAGACAUGGACUCCACUAAGCUCGGCCUGUCCUCAGCCCCAGCUCUCAAUGGUGUCACCCCAGAGCUUUCUCUCAAUGGCACCAGCUCACCCUGCUUUGACCGGGCUAACACCAAGGGGGAGCUUAUUUCUCGCUACCUGCCCAUCUCGCCAGACCAUGAAAUUGUACCUUCCACCCCUGAUGCCCGGCAGAGGCAGCAAAGUUCCUGCUAUGCUCUUCCUGAUUACACACGCUUCUCCCCUGCCAAGAUUGCCUUGCGGAGGCAUCUUAACCAGGACCCCACUGCCUCUGCUCACUUAAGAGGUCCAGGGCUGGCAACACACAGGGAAUUUUCUGGUGUUAACUCUCCGCUUGGAGCCAAGCAGAACUGCCCCUCUCCAAAUGCAUCUGAUGCCCAGAAUACUCUUAAAAGUUCUGAGAGGGGUGGUAAGGAGAGGAGCCCAUCUGUUCAGGGUGACAACAGCAUUACGAGCCUUCCAAUAAGUAUCCCUCUGAGCACUGUCCACCCAAGCAAACUACCAGUCAGCAUUCCUCUGGCCAGCGUGGUGCUGCCCAGUCGUGCCGAGAGACUGAGAAGUACUCCGAGUCCUGUGUCUCAGGCAGGUCAGACCAAUGGAUAUUCAUCCAGCUCAGGGCUGAUGAAUGGAGGUCCCCAUCCUGAGGACCAUAAUGGUGCUUCUUCAUCACCCCCUCCACACACCAACACACCUUUGAUGGGACCAAUGGGCCGAGGAGGUCCCAUCCAGAGCCCCCCACUCAGCACUGGAGGGGUGCUCCAGUAUGCAGAUGGCCCCCCGCGGAUUCUUCCAGAAGAUGGACAGGAUAACCAGGGCGGUGAAUCCGACAUGGAGCCCCAGGACACUGAACUACGGAGGAGAAUCUUUUUCUCUUCUUCCUCCUCUUCGUCCUCGUCUUCCUCUUCGUCAGGCAGUGGAGGCAGCGCGGCCGGAGGAUCACGCCUCCACCAUCACACCGGCAACUCAGCCAAGCAGGGGUACCACAGUAACCAUGGAAACCACCACCACCUGUCCCCCGGCACACAGCACACUCACACACCCACGCAUACGUCGUCAUCACACUCGUCUCACAGCCUCGGCGCUCAAGAGGGACGUAAGAGGGGGAGAAGGAAACGCAGCUCUGCAGUGGCUGUCACGGCCAGCAGUUCCCCAAAGAGGAGGUCAUUCCCCGGGCUCAGCUCCAACAACCACUCCUCGGGUUCACCACUCAACAUUAACUCCAUGGUGAACAACAUCAACCAGCCUCUGGAGAUCUCUGCCAUAUCUUCCCCAGAGCAAUCUAGUCGGAGCCCCACUGUGCCGGACCUGGACCAGCCUCCCAUCUUAAAGAGAGAGCGCCCCCUGGAGCUCAAUGGCACAGGCCGUUACUCCUCAGCCCCCAGCUCUGAUGAUGAGGAUUCAGGAUACCCUGCCGACAGCUCCAGUUCACGAAUUGAAAGGAAAAUAGCUACGAUAUCCCUGGAGAGCAGAAACGGACCUGGUAGACUAGGGGAUAGUGAAAGAGGCAGGAAAUCUGGUAGCAGCAGUGGUAACAGCACAGGUAGUGAAGCAUCCUCUUCAUCCUCCUUGUCAUCUACCAGCAAGUGGAAAGCCACCUUUUCGCCCAUUUCUGACCCCAAGCAACCCAACUCUGACCUGAGACAGGGGGGCUCUCCAUUCGGCAUGGGGGGUUCAGGCCGGGGUACAGACUCAGAUUCUGACCACAAACAGCAGCAUCAGCAGGUGAGGAGAGGGAGUGAUGGAGAGUCGUCCAACUACAUGAACCCCAAACCCUUCCUCAGUCAGGAGGCAGGGCCCCGGGGUGGAAGCAGCGGUGGUGGUGGAGGUGUCCAGGGAGGCUGUGGUUCAGACCAACGCCAGGCCCUCCAGAAGCAGAAGGCCCCUCGUGACUGGGAGCUGAAGACCAGCAGCAGCUUGGCCAGUCAGAACCUCUUCAUAUCUGCUGCUGCCAGCAGUGGAGGGGGUAUCCUGAGUGGGAAGGUGGGAGGCAGUCCUGUAGCAGUUUCCUCGACCACGGGAUCAUCUGUGGGCCAGUACCUGGGGUCUCAGUUCCCACUCGGAGGGGCCUCAGUCUUACAGACCUUGUUUGGGGCCCAGACAGGCGGAUCUACGGUGAGUGGGACCCCGCGGCUCGUCAACGGACACUCUGCCCUGGGAAGCUUCUCCACUGCUGGGCUGGCAGGGGGAGCGGCUGGAGGUAUAUUUCACCACGUGGUUCCCACAGUGUCCUCCCAUCAGUUUGGGGCGACGCUGCCCACCUCUGGAGGCCUCAGCUCUCUGCUCAGUCUCUCCUCCUCUUCCUCCACCUCCUCCCAAACGCAGCAGCACACCACUCCCCAACAAGCCUCCACGCGCCUGGCCUCCGUGUCCUCACCUCUCCCCCUCUCCCUCUCCCAGGCCCAGCACAGCCGCAUCCAGUCGGUCCUGCACAGCCCCUCUCCUCCCAUGCUCUCCCUGCCCCCUCCUCCGCCCCUGCACAGCAUCCCCUCAUCCUCGGCACCCGCGCACUCCGACGCCCCGCCUUCCUCUCGAUCAGAUUCCCUCCACUCCUCCCGUCUCUCCCACUCCUCCCUCCACCACCAGAGAGCACAGUCAUCCCUCUCUCUCUCCAUCUCCUCCACUGCCUCUGCUUCUGUCUCUGCUGUCGCCGCCACUGCUUCCCUCUCCUCUUCCUCUCUGUCAACUUCCUCCUCGUCCUCGCGUCCAUUCGCAGUGCACUACUCCCCUCGGCUGCCCCCUCCACCACCGGCCAGCAGCUCAGGUGGUGGCGGGAGCAUGUGGAGGACUCAGAGCAUGCACGGUACCUACACCAGCUCCCAGCUCCCUGGCUCCCGACCUAGAUAGGGUUUGGGGGGAGGGGGUUAGGGAAAAGGGGGAAGGAUGGAGAGGGGAAGGGCAGAGAGUGGAAAGAGGGAGAGAAUGAGAGUGAAAGACUGGUAGGGAGGACAAACAAAACAGGAGUCCUGUUUUUCCUGUGCUCCCACAAGCUGUUGUUCUGAUUGAACAAGGUAAGUCGAUUCUUUGGUGAUAGAUUUAAAGUAUACAAACUGUGCUGGAUUGUGAAAGCCACAGGAUUUAAUAGUGUUUUCACUCAUUUGUUCAUUGCUGUGUAGAAUCUGUCAGCCAUACACUCACUCAUGAUGUCUUUUUCUGUCUUCUUUGGCGUUUCAGGUAAUUGACUAAAACUACCUCAACAUAAAAUAAACUAUGCAAAUGUCCAGGUGUGGAUGAAGGCACUCUCCUCACUCUCUGGUGCUUCAAAAUGUCUGCACUACCCAACCGCCUCCAAGAACGGCUUCUGUACUGGGAUCACACAUACACACUCACACAUAGACGCACGCACGCACACACGCACACACAAACCACCACUAUGGUCACAUUGAGCAGAAUUCAUAGGGACUGGUCGUGUUUAUGUGUGGGGUGUUGAAUGUUUUCCUACAUGGAUAUUUGUACUGGCUGCUGCCCAGCGCUGAAUGAACUAAUUAAGAUACCUGGUUUAACAUUAAGGUGCUCAGUAGUAUGAUAGUGUGUCAUUUUAUGUCAUAGUCACUAUUUUAGCAACUGGUGUUCGGCAAAAUGAUCGGUUUUCAAUGAUUUAAUGUAACAUUUAACAACAGAUGGAAGCACACAGCCCACCUUUUUUGAGCUGAAUCUCAUGUGUCAUGUCGAAAGUUUCACUUCAUAUGAGUGCAUGGGCUCAACACACACACACACACAGACCAGUUUCACCGAACUCUGCUCAGAUGUCAUGCAGUUUUGCCUCUCUGCAUGCGUGCUUUCUUGUCUCUGUUUUCUUCCUUCAGUGAAAUUCAGUUUUUCUUGCAGAAUGAGGAACUUUUGGUCAAACUGCACACUGGACCGUAAGAUACAGUUACUCAUGUAGCAGAAGAUGUACAGGUCCUGGCUGGUUUGUUGACACCCCUUAAACUCUUGAUUAUGUUAAAUGAUUUAUAACAUUUUCAUAUUUAAAAAAAGUUAAAAAUGUGGGUUUCUUACUGUUAAGUCCCUUUACAUAAAAGUAAAGUGGUACAAAAAUUGUAUAAUUAUGUUCGGGCUGCCCGUUUUGGCACACAAAACUAAUUUUUUCUGUCUUUGCCACUAACUGGAGCAAAAUUAAUUAAGUUCACGUGAUUAAAAUUGUUCUUCAGGUGUGGUUCAGUGUUUCUCUUCUGAUAUCAGCUAUUUAACAUAUCAGUGAAAGUUGAUUUACUUCUAAAAGGAGCUUUUUGGUAUUUUGUGACAGUAAUCAGGAAUAUUUAACAUUCUAUAAACCAAUUUACUGAAGAAUAUGGAAGAUUAUCAGUGACUUGAAGUCUGAACACACAACAGUGUUCUGAUUUCAGCCUCAUUUUGACAAUACUGUGAUUUAGCAACAUUUCAAGGGGUGCCAAUAAUGCAGAGCAGAGUACACUUUCCCCAUGAAUUUCCUUUAAUGAGAUGUAGACAAAGUCAGCCGCCCAUUGUUGUCAAAGAGUUGUGGCCACUCUGUUAAUGUUUAGUGAAGCUGAAUCCAGGUGUAAAAGAAUUCCAGUGAAACCACAGAAGAAUCAGCCAAUUUCUGUAUUUAUUAACAUUUUCUUCUUCAGUCAAUUUGGUAAAUCACACUACUAUGUGGGACCGCAGCAGAAAUAUUCUUAAAGCAGGAAUUUUUAACUCUUCUUAAGCUAAAAAUAUUCAUAUUUAUCUCUGCUGUUGGGAAAUACAGGUUUAAGCAAAUGUUUAGGACUCACAUGUAUGUGGACUUCAGUCAUGCAAACACGCACACGUACACACACGUGCAUGCAAAUCCUCACACACUGAGAAAACACCCGUAACAACAACAACAAACUACUGGACUGUCUUCACACCUUUUUGUUUGCUUAUUUGAUUGUGGUUUUUUGUAAACAAUGUUUGUACUGUGAAUGUGAUUCAUUCUCCGACUGUAUAGAUGUGUAUAAUUUAGAUUAUUAUAUUUAUGCUGUCAGUCUCUCUGUUUGCCUUGGUAUUUGUAUUUCUUUUAAAUCCUGAAAUGUGUUGACAUCGUAGAAUGCAAUAGUGUGUGUACUUGACUCAGUCUGAAAACAAUGGUGCUACAUUUGGACUGUACCUGAUCUUAUUUAUUCUAUAGUGAAAACAUCAAAAACAAAUCCAAUACUUGGUGCUGUACACAGGGACAUUUGUAAAGCCUUUUCUUGGCAUUUCUUUUCUCAUAUUUAAUAUGCUAUCGUCUGGUCCUUUGAAUGCCUAGUGUGCAACUGUAGACACCACCUGCAGAUAAAACUACUCUGCAACAGCUGGCUCAGAGUCUGAGUAAACAGGUAUGAGGACCUGUUCAUGUUUCUCACGCCACAGUUUAAACAAGUCAGCCCGCUUUGCUCUCAAAAGCGAGCUGCUUAUCUGUUAGUGAACAAGACACACUGUUUUUGUACAUAACUCUUUGUUUUCCUUGUACAUGUCUCUUCAUCAUAAACAGAAAGGUAUAUAAAUAUGUAUCUAUAAACAGUCUAUAUAUGAGUAUAUAUAUAUAUCUAUAUAUAUAUGUGAGUAAGGGUGUUUUGGUGCUGGCAUUGUGACCUUAAACUCAGCCUGUCAAACAGGAGGCUUGAAGCCAAGGAGUGUCGAGCAUCGCCACCACAGGAUCUUAACAUAUGGUGCCUAACAACAUGGUGGCACAACAGCACCUGAAUCCCUGUGAUAUACACACACCACAGAACUAGAAACUCAAAAGCAGUGUGUAUUUAACGCAGACAAACAAAGGUGCUGUGGCUUGAACACAACUAGAUUCCAGCACUAGAACUGUCAUCACUUUUAUCAGAUGUUUUCACAUCUUUGUUUUUCCUUCUUUUUUUUUUUUUUUUUUUUUUGUUUUACCAACCCAGAUUCUGCAGGAAAAAUGGUGCUUCUGUUUCCAAACAAUGGCAAUUUAGAUUUUACAAACUUUACUGGUGCAUAGAAAACUACGUGUCAACCUCUUACACACACUGUCUGUCUUUAGAUGUCUUACAUGUCUUUGUCAAGGCCAUGCCUUGAAAUGUGAGCAUAUUGUGUAAUUGCAAAGACAUGCUGAUGUAAAACACUUGUGUUAGGGUAUGUACGCUCAUCACUUGGUUGGGAGUGCGAGCAGCCAAGCUUCCCUUUUUCCUGAUAGUGGGACUACACUUAAGCUCAGUUUGUGUGUGUGUGUGCGCGCGCACGCUUUUUUCCUCCACUUGCCAGCGCAUAUCUAAGGGAAGAGUAGACUAAUAAUCGAAGCUUUAUUGUAAACUCCUGUCCUGUGCACUCACUCUGCAAACACAAAUGUGUUUCUCACCUGAGAGUGUUUAAGUGAGAAGAAGAAAGUCAUUUUAGGACAUAAUUAGAGACUGUAGUCCAUUUGUUACCAGCACUGAGAGGUCUUUUGUAACUAUUGUUGAUGCUGUUUUGAUUUUCUUAUUCUUGGUGUUUGAUACAAUUGCAGUUACAUGUUAUGCUUUUAAUUGUCUUCAGAUUCUUGUCAGUUUUUAAUACUACUAGUCAGACAGACAGCACGGUGCUCUCCUUCACUUAAAACAAGGAAAUUGCAGCUAUUGAUAAAUACUACUCUUCUCCUGUUGUGCUGCAGGGUUUUAUGGUUUAAUAAUCUUCAACACGAGCUUGCCUGGCGGCUUUCUCAUGGUCCAAUCUAACAUACGGAUGUUUCUCUAACCUGGAGGGGCGGUGUGGUGUAUGUGUAAGUGGGAAUGGUUUGUGAGAAUGGCAAAAGUUAUAUUCAUUACAUAUUUUAAACCAGUUUUGUAGCUACUCGUACAAUCAGUCAAUGGGGUGAGGUGCUGUUAUUCAAGUCCUUUGGUGUGUGCGCAUGAUUUGAAUUAACGUUUCUAUGCAGUUCUCCAGCAGGCUCCCAUCCUGGUGCAUUAUUGUUAAUCUGUGAGAGCUUUGCAGUCGAGGCUGUUUACUCUAAAUCCUGCCAAAGGUCUAAACUCAGGAACUUCCCAGAUUGCUUGAAAUGAUGUAAACAAUUCUGCUUAAACUACUACAUGUCACAAACCUAUUCACCAUCCUGUGGCAUGAUGAAGUCCCUCUCUAACCCAACUCAGGACCAGGACAACCUCUCAGUUAAGCAUAUUUCCAGGUAAAAUUUGCCAGCCGUCUUGUCAGGUCUCCUCAGAUUCAUUCUCGCUGCCACAUACAUCCAGCCUCUCCAGUGAAAUCCAGCUUUAUAAAGCUUUAUGAGUCGGUCUGAUCUCGAGAAGCUGUGAAAUGGCUACACCUUCAGCAUCUUCCUCAUCUCACAAUUGCCUCUGUCUAGAAUUGAGUCUCUAAGAAGGAGGUCCGCUGUCCUUUGUUGGGGGUUCUUCCCAUUAUCUGGGAGGUAAACUGACACUGGACACACGUGACCUACAGCAAGUGUAUAGUGAUCUCUGGUCGGUGAAGCCAGGGCAGGUUUGAGGUGCAAUAACGGCAAACCUACUUUCCAAAAGGCCCUGGGUUUUCAUGAUAGAAAUUGUCACUGUUUGAUGUUGGUGCUUUUAUCCUAAGAUGUUAUAAUGAAACAAAUGGAAUUAAUGUUUUUUUUUCUGCGUUUUAUGAUUAUUAAUAAAAAAAAGUUUCAUAAUAUUUGAAUUAA